Desarmillaria tabescens is the source of this 1233-nucleotide messenger RNA. RefSeq lists its product as uncharacterized. Bases 237 to 1091 code for a protein of 284 amino acids. The transcript is spliced from 9 exons. The record is from RefSeq and is a predicted model, not a curated record. Lineage: Eukaryota; Fungi; Basidiomycota; Agaricomycetes; Agaricales; Physalacriaceae. Gene Ontology annotation, molecular function: protein binding.
AUGUCCCAACAUGUGUUCUUUCACUUGCUAUGCAAGUAUGAUGCCUUUGUGGAUUAUCAGUGAUGCCUUUCUUCUCCCUACUAGAGCAGAGGAUCGUUGGCCAUAUAAAUGCUUGACCCUCAUCAGUAAUAUUCACUCGGGGCAAAAAGCGCACCCUUGAUGCUUCGGGUAGCCCCGAUAGAAGUCAAAAGCGACCAAGAGUCAAUAGAAAUGUUUUUCCAUUGACAGACACCAGGAUGCCUUCGGACGUGUUCUUUCUGAUUUUCUCUAACUUGGAUCCCUGGAGCCUACUUCAGACAGUCCGCACAAACAAAUAUCUACGGGAUCUUCUCCUUCGCGAAGAGCAGGCCAAAAAUCUGUGGCGGACUGUUCUAUACAAUGUACCGGAUUCGCCUGAAAAACCUGCGGGCAUUUCUGAGCCGCGAUAUGCCAGCCUUUUCUUCGACAAACAUUGCGAGUUUUGUCUCCGUACCACGACUCUUGUCCAAUGGGCAUUAGGCAUUCGUUGCUGUUCAAAAUGCCUAAAUACCAACAAAGUGUUUACGACAAAUCACCCUCCGCUAGAGCUGAUGCCAAUUGUUCCAUACGAAUAUGUUACGCAACAAGGUUCAGGCUUGGCUAAAUUCUAUCAUGUUCCCACUUUGGAGCGACUGAAGAAGGAAAGAAAAAAGCUUCGGAAUCGAUCAGUCGCCGCCUUGAGUAAAUGGGUCCAAAAACAAAGUGAUAUCACACUUGCUAAGCUUCAGCAUGCUAAAGAAUACAAGAAAUGGGAUGAGAAACGACAAGCAGCCCGAGAGGCCCAGCUUGUUUCCAUCCGCAAGGAGAGACUCGACGAGAUCAUCAAGCGUCUAAGGGCUCUUGGCUGGGGCUAUCAAAUCGACAGAAUGUCUCUCGCGCGAUUGACUUCACACAAACUGAUCGCACGAGCUCAACCGCUGACUGAUCAAAACUGGGAAAAGAUGCAGCCACACCUGGUCGAAUUCAGUGGAAGAGAUAAAACGAUCCAGUCGUAUCUGCGGAUAUGGGGUGAAGGGUCAAUUCUCUGCGGUGAAAGCUACGAAGGUGAAGUAUUGGGAGUUGGACGGAAGUAAAGGCAGUAUAUGGGCCUUUCGAGGCAGAUUGCGGUGACCUCUACGGCGGUGAUGGAUGGAAACGGUGUGAAAGUCACCGGAUCGACGGCCAGGAGUAUGUUUGAACCCAUUUGACUCGCUCCGAGUCGAUCGGACGGGGAAC